Striga asiatica is the source of this 976-nucleotide messenger RNA. Lineage: Eukaryota; Viridiplantae; Streptophyta; Magnoliopsida; Lamiales; Orobanchaceae. The record is from the annotation of a GenBank genome assembly.
UAAAGAAGAAGAAUUAGUGGCGGCCCUUCCUUUAUUUAAGUUCUUUUCGUAAAUAUAUUGAUUUUCCAAUAUAAAUGGGAAAAGGAUAAUAGAUAAAGCUGCCAUUUUUUCUUGCUUCAGCUUCUCUACCACAUUGCCAGAUAAAGUGUUUUGUGGUAUAUUAGUGCGUGAAUAAUAUAAAAAACCCGAAAACCACGAGAAGAAAAAAAAAAAAAAAAUUGAUCUUUGAUCCCAUUCGAUCGAGAGGAGAUGAACGCACCACCACCAAAGACCAAUGCAUUGGAUAUUCCACUCCACACGAUCGGCUUUGAAAUCGAUUGCCUUUCGCCUCAAAAAGUUUCAGGCCACGUUUUAAUUUCUGAAAAGUGCUGUCAGCCGUUCAAGGUACUUCAUGGAGGUGUUUCGGCACUGAUAGCCGAGUCACUAGCAAGCAUUGGGGCCCACUUAGCUUCGGGCCUUCAGAGAGUGGCCGGCGUACACCUCAGCAUCAGUCACUUAAAGAGUGCAAAAUUAGGCGAUUUUGUUGUUGCCGAAGCUAAGCCUGUGAACAUUGGGAAAAGUAUUCAGGUUUGGGAAGUGAACUUAUCGAAGUCCGAUUCUUCAAACUCUGAGACCAAAACGUUAAUUUCAUCAUCAAGAGUUACUCUUCUUUGUAACUUGCCUGUGCCCGAGUCACUCAAGACUGCUGCUCAAGGUCUCAAAAAGUACGCGAAACUCUAAAUAAGCUAAAAACUGUUUUCUUUUGUAUUGCUAAAACUACUUUUGAUGUAAAUAAAAGACAAAAGGGAAUGAAAAUGAGCCCUUUGCAGCUAUAGCAAUUAUCACAGUACCCAAUUUGCAGAAUCUAUGUUUGGCACAAUUUAUUAUUGCUCAGAUGAUUAAUAAAUGUAAUUAAUAAAUGUAUAUUUGAUGACAAUUAUCAGUCGAUUGUUCUCUAUCCAUCUAGCUAUAUUGUAAAUUAAAAAGAAAAAAAAAC